AUGACAUUAAUUUUGACGGCAAUUGAGUAUUACCUACCAGGUAAUAGUGACGACAUGUCAUUGCUAAAAGUAUUCGCGACGACUUUAGGCAUCAAUUGCGGUGUUUUUUUUAUCGAUAAAGGUAAGGUUUUUUGUUAUGAGCAUUGGAUCAUUGUUGGGGAGAAUCUCGAGGAUCCUAGAACAAUGGAAGAUUAUAACAUUCAAGUAGACUCUAAAUUAACGUUCCACCUGAGUCUGAGUUUUGGAGAUGAUAUGUGGAUUUUUGUGAAGAAUUUGGUAUGGAAGAUCAUUACGCUAGAGGUGGAGAGCAUAGAAUUCAUUGAUAAUGUGAAGGAAAAAAUUCAGGACAUAGAGGGGAUUCCAUGGCAUCAAUUACAUUUGUUUAUUUCCGGGAAAAAAAAAUCAAAAAUGUCAUAA
Lactuca sativa (garden lettuce) is the source of this 417-nucleotide messenger RNA. Lineage: Eukaryota; Viridiplantae; Streptophyta; Magnoliopsida; Asterales; Asteraceae. The record is from RefSeq and is a predicted model, not a curated record.